Molecule: messenger RNA, 2908 nt
Organism: Danio rerio (zebrafish)
Lineage: Eukaryota; Metazoa; Chordata; Actinopteri; Cypriniformes; Danionidae
Gene: prkcda
Product: protein kinase C, delta a
Biological process (GO): signal transduction; regulation of signal transduction
Cellular component (GO): plasma membrane; cytoplasm; nucleus
Molecular function (GO): transferase activity; protein kinase activity; nucleotide binding
Source: RefSeq, marked provisional
ACUUCCUCAAACGGCUCAAUCACAGAAGAAAGCAGGCGCUGCAGAGAAAAAUUCCGUUUCUUCUGAAGGAGAGGCUCUGCCUGAGGGGUUGCCAUGGCCCCUUUCCUGAGAAUUGCAUUUAAUGCCUAUGAUCUUGGCACAUUCUCGCCAAUGGCUGAGGCACCAUUCUGUGCAGUCAAAAUGAAGGAAGCUCUCAGCACUGAGAGAGGAAAAACCCUUGUCCAGAAGAAACCCACCAUGUAUCCUGCUUGGCGAUCCAGUUUUGAUGCGCAUAUUUUUGAAGGACGAGUCAUACAAAUACUACUCAUGAGAACUGCAGAGGAACCUUUAGCAGACGUUACUGUUGGCGUAUCUGUGUUGGCUGAAAGAUGCAAGAAGGCAAACGGGCAUGCAGAGUUUUGGGUUGAUUUGCAGCCUUCAGGGAAGGUUAUGAUGUCUGUACAAUUCUUUUUGGAGGAUUCAGAUACAGGCUCAGUGUGUCGUCAUUCAGUAGUGGCCAACGAAGAGAUACCAACCCUCAACCGCCGUCGUGGAGCAAUUAAACAGGCCAAAAUUCACUUCAUCAAAAACCAUGAGUUCAUUGCCACCUUCUUCAGACAGCCCACCUUCUGCUCCGUCUGCAGAGAUUUUGUUUGGGGUCUCAACAAGCAAGGAUAUAAAUGUAGACAAUGCAAUGCAGCCAUCCACAAGAAGUGUAUUGAUAAAAUUAUUGGAAGGUGCACUGGCACUGCAGCCAAUAGUCGAGAUACAAUGUUUCAGAAGGAGCGUUUUAAGAUUGAUAUGCCACAUCGCUUUAAGACUAACAACUACAUGAGUCCGACUUUUUGUGACCACUGCGGCAGUCUGCUGUGGGGUCUUGUCAAACAAGGCCUCAAAUGUGAGGACUGUUCCAUGAAUGUCCAUCAUAAAUGCCAGACUAAAGUGGCUAACCUGUGUGGCAUCAACCAGAAACUGCUGGCAGAAGCUCUUACUCAAGUCUCAACUAAAUCAUCCACCAAGCGACCUGACAACAACACACAGGAUGUUGGUGUUUACCAGGAUUUUAAUAAAAGCCCAGGACCUGAUGUUACUGAUGGGACUCCUUAUGGUCAUAUAUGGGAAGGUUCAAGUCCUCGUCCUCCAUCUCGAAUCACCCACCAAACACGUAUUACUGCUGAGCAUUUCAUUUUCCAUAAAGUCCUGGGGAAGGGAAGCUUUGGCAAGGUGCUGUUGGCUGAGCUGAAAGGCACUGGUGAAUGGUUUGCAGUGAAGGCACUGAAGAAAGACGUGGUGCUGAUGGAUGAUGAUGUGGAGUGCACCAUGGUGGAGAAACGUGUGCUUGCUCUUGCCUGGGACAAUCCCUUUCUGACACACCUCUACUCUACAUUUCAGACCAAGGAGCACUUAUUCUUUGUGAUGGAGUAUCUGAAUGGAGGUGAUCUUAUGUUUCACAUACAGGAAAAAGGGCGUUUUGAUCUGUACAGAGCCACGUUCUACGCCGCUGAAAUAGUGUGUGGCUUGCAGUUUCUCCAUUCCAAAGGCAUUAUUUACAGGGAUCUCAAGCUGGAUAAUGUGAUGUUAGAUGGAGAUGGUCACAUAAAAAUAGCUGAUUUUGGCAUGUGCAAGGAGAAUGUGUUUGGAGACAAUCGGGCCACAACCUUCUGCGGAACUCCUGAUUAUAUUGCUCCUGAGAUUCUGCUCGGUCAGCAGUACUCGUUCUCAGUAGACUGGUGGUCUUUUGGUGUGCUCGUCUAUGAGAUGCUCAUUGGUCAAUCUCCAUUCCACGGCGAUGACGAGGACGAGCUGUUUGAAUCGAUCCGAAUGGACACACCUCACUAUCCUCGCUGGAUCUUACUGGACACCAGAGACAUGCUAGAAAGGCUGUUUGAACGUGACCCAUCACGCCGUUUAGGGAUUGUGGGUAAUAUACGAGGCCAUUCAUUCUUCAAAACUGUCAACUGGGCUGCUCUAGAAGGGCGAGAAGUUGAUCCUCCUUUCAAACCAAAAGUGAAAGCUCCAAAUGAUUGCAGUAACUUUGACCGGGAGUUUUUGAGUGAGAAACCUCGUCUCUCACACUGUGAGAAAGGCCUGAUCGAUUCUAUGGACCAGUGUGCUUUCGCCGGCUUCUCAUUCAUUAAUCCCAAAAUGGAGCAUCUUAUUACAAAGUGACACUUCUACAAUGGGGUCAGAACGGAAACGAUCUGUUAUUUUCACGUGAUCAAAGUACUGAGCCAGUUUAUUGCUCACCACCAAACUAGCCAUGAGCACUCCUCUCUAAAAAAGUAUCUAUGUCUAAACAGGCUGUCAGAACACCUUUAUAACCUAAUAAACAUUGCAAACUUUCUAAUGGUGUGCCAGAAAAAAAACUCAGCCUCGUUUCAUUUUAGGAUGCCCCAAUCUCAGUGCAGUUUUUAACUUGUCCUUGCAAAGUUAGGAUGUCUAAAAAUAACUCUGCUGGGUUAGUACAAACUUGACAGCUGAAUGCAGGGAGUGUGCUGGUAGUUCAGUUUGGGACAAGAGCAAUUAAAAGAGUUGUACAAAUACAAAAUAGGUCAGAGAUUAUAUAAAGGUAUUGUUUAAAUCAAUAUGUGCUUGCUAGUCAUGGAUUAUGUUGUACAUUUUUUCGGUGAUCUGUGUUUGUGAGUAUUAAUUAUGGUCGUGCAAAGGAUUAAGCAGCAUUUGUUGAAUGUUUACUUUGUGAGUGUCGAAUGAAAAUAUCUGUGUUUUAAUUAGUUUGUGUAUAUCUGGUGCAGAAACAUAGCCAUCUUAGCUCUGAGAGUGUCAUCCGUUUCCAUGUUUUAGUGUGUAUAUUGUUGCAUUGUUUUUAUAAGAUGUACUUAUUAAGAGACUACAUGAACAAACGUCAUACAGGACUCUGUUUUAGGAUGAGAAACUUCACAGUGUCUAAUAAACAUUUGAUGGUGAAAAA